This is a messenger RNA of Helianthus annuus (common sunflower), 754 nucleotides long. RefSeq lists its product as uncharacterized. The transcript has 3 exons. The record is from RefSeq and is a predicted model, not a curated record. Bases 131 to 445 code for a protein of 104 amino acids. NCBI's taxonomy places the organism in Eukaryota, Viridiplantae, Streptophyta, Magnoliopsida, Asterales, Asteraceae.
CUCUACUCUUUCAAAACACAUCUCAAAACCCUAGUAUCCUCUUCUCCACAGUGACGCUCCAUCGAUUCUCCACAGCCGUCUCCUCCGAUUCUCCACAACCGACACCUACAUCUUCUUCAACGACAGAGACAUGCAUCUUCUUCCCCACAGAACGAGAUCAGCAAUUCCAACACCUCCAUCGAUUCUCCAUAGCUGGUCGAAAGUGUUAAUAAGCAUGGUACACUACUGGAUGUUGUGUAAGUUCUUGCGGAUUUGGACCUCGUUAUCAAAAAAGCGUAUAUUUCAUCGGAUGGAGGAUGGUUCAUGGAUGUGUUUAAUGUUAUAUGUCAUGAUGGAAGCAAAAUUAGAGAUGAAAGGGUGGUCAGUUAUAAAAAAAUAUAAUAAACUGAAUAUUUGUAUUAUGUUUGAUCGAGGUUAUGUUAUGCUCUCGUCUCAUAUCGUCUAGGUGGCAAGAUGGGUUAACGGUCAAGUGAAACAUGUCAUAAGAAGACUUGAAAAACUGAUGAAAACUGGUGGUCUGGUGGUAGGGUAAGCGGUCAAAAAUCAAAAUGGGUUGAAUUAAGUGCAGAUGAAAAUAGGUCGGAACGGGUUGGACUAGUAAAUUCAUAUGUCGACUAGUAUGUGGUUAAAACUUGAUGUUUGUUUGAAGCUUGUAUGUGGUUAAAACUUGAUGUAAAUUCAUAUGUCGACUAGUCUUUGUUUGAAACUUGUAUGUGGUUAAAACUUGAGGUAAAUUCAUAUGCAAAGCAUGGAU